Molecule: messenger RNA, 1449 nt
Organism: Beta vulgaris subsp. vulgaris (sugar beet)
Lineage: Eukaryota; Viridiplantae; Streptophyta; Magnoliopsida; Caryophyllales; Amaranthaceae
Exons: 1
Coding region: 1-1449 (482 amino acids)
Molecular function (GO): zinc ion binding; nucleic acid binding
Source: RefSeq, a predicted model, not a curated record
AUGGAUUUUGAAAACUGGUUAAGGGAGAUGGAGAAACUAUUCACGGCAACAAACUGCUCUGCUGCCGAAAUGGUACUGAUUGGGACGUACUAUUUAAAGAAAGAGGUGGAUAAUUGGUGGAGUACGGUGAAGGAUGUGUGUAUGGCUACAUCUGGUUUUGGGUGGACUCAGUUCUCCGCCAAGCUGAAAGAGAGAUUUUACCCUGAUGAGUUGCGCUGGCAAAAGCAGGAAGAAUUUCUAUCUCUGACUCAAGGGAAUAUGGACAUCCAUAAGUACACCGACCGCUUCACGGAGCUGUCUAAAUUUGCUGGUACUGUCAUUCCCACCGAAGCUGAGAGGGUUAAGAGAUAUAUAAAGAAGAUGAAUCCGAGGGUGAGGACCCUGGUGCUGUGUUCAGGGGUUACUACAUUUCAAGCUGCUUAUGAGAUGGCCCUUAGUGUUCAUGCUUCAGUGAGAGAGGAAGAAUUUGUUAAGGCCGCAUCUGUGAGGAAGCCUUUCCCGUCUGUUGCUCCUGGUCCACCUAAGAAGCCGAGGUUUGAGUCGAGUUUCCGUGGUGGAUACCAAGGCUCCGGUUCUAGGCAGGGUUCUGAUCCGUCCAAGUGUCGGAGGUGUGAGAAGCCUUUACAUCCGGGAAAGGAUUGUGAGGGUGCUGCUAUUGUUUGCUUCUAUUGUAGAGAGGCGGGUCACAAGAGUUAUGAGUGUCCUAAGAAUCCGAGGGCUACAGCUAAGCCCCCUGUUCCUCCUAGUCUUUCUGCUCCGCCAAAGAAUCGGGUUUACAGUAUCACUCAUUCCGACGCCGAUGUUCAUCCCGACGUCAUCUCUGGUACUUUUCUUGUUAAUUCUGUUCCUGCUUCUGUGUUGUUUGAUUCUGGUGCUUUUGUGUCUUGUGUGUCUAAUUCGUUUGCCAAGAAAGCUAAUUUGACUUCGAGUUCUCCUAUUCGGACUCUUAUUUCUCUACCUUCUGGGGAGAACUACCCUUGUUUGGCCGAGUAUUGUGGAGUGCCUAUCUCUGUGUUGGGUAUUGAUCUGCCUGCCGAUCUUAAGGCAUUCUCCAUGGUCGAGUUUGAUUUUAUUUUGGGCAUGGAUUGGUUGUUCAAGUAUCGUGCUCAGAUUCAUUGCCGCAAUCAAAAAGUGACUCUUCGUAGUCCAUAUGGCAAGCGUAUCUCCUAUAGUGGAGUGGUGUUGAAGAAGGGAGUAAAGAUCGUUUCUGCUCUCAAAAUGCAAAGGCUCCGUCAGAAAGGGAAGCAAGUGUUCCUCUGUAUGGUGAAAGAUUUGACCCAAGAAGCGAAGUUAGAGGACAUCCCUGUUGUCCGUGAGUAUCCGGACGUAUUUCCUGAUGAGCUAUCGGAUAUCCCUCCUGAAAGAGAAGUUGAGUUCAGCAUUGACUUAACUCCUGGUACUGCUCCUCUGUCAAAGGCCCCGUAUAGAAUGGCGCCUGCUGAAUUGUAA